AUGUCUUCGCCCUUCACCUACGGGGAGCCUUCUCCUCGUACCAUGCCGGGCGCCAUGGCCGACGACGACGAUGACCAUAUCUCCGACAUCCCCAGACGGCUCAUGCGAGUCAAAGUACUGUAUACCUUUGAUGAUCAGAACAAGACAUACUGCCUGGCUCGCCUACCAAACGCGUUAAACAUCCCUGCAGUCGUGGUUGAUGAAGACACUCAGGUGGGCGUAAUCGAGCUGCGGACUUGUAUAGAAGCCAUUGUGGCCGCUAGCCCCGAACUAGUCGCCAGGCUAGGCCACGACUACACCGUUUACGCUUACGACUACUCUGAAUACGAAACGCCUCUGGUUGGCCAGGGCAUGCUAUCAUGGAUUCUUGCUUCUGCCUCCACCACCCCGAACGUGCCUGCGGGCCAGUCACAAACGAUGGUCACCGGAAAAGUCUGCAAAAAUAUUUUAGGCCUUUUCAACAAUGGAGUCAAAGAGACGUUGGAAGUAAAGUUGAAGCUGGUACCCGUGCCGACCUUCCUGCAGAGCGAAUAUCUCGAAAGUAUGGAGAGAUAUCGUAGCCUUAGCAGGGCCUUCCCUGAGGGGUUUGAUCACAGCUCCUGGACCGCAUUCCUGAAGGCAAACCCGGAUUUCAACGCGAUUGCAGCACAGAUUACGGCAGGGCCACAAGGAAACGGACUCCAGAGAACCAGCAGCGGCGGCGUGGAAUCCCUGCACCAACUUCUGACUCAAAACAUGGCGCCCAAUGAGAGCAGGAGAGGCAGCCAAUAUGCUUUUUCCGCACCAGGCCAAAGCCAUCAAGGCAGCAGAGCAGCGAGCCCCGCCCCCAGCUUCCGUUCGAGCCAUGCUCUUCAACAGGUCACCCAAGAUCAGUCCAGGCCUGUUUCGAGAGCGUCGCACACUAGUGAGCGUCACAUGACCAAUCAGCAGCAGCAACAACAGCAACAACAACAACAGCAGCAGCAGCAGCAGCAGCAGCAGCAGCAAUCCUUGAAUCCUCAGCCUUCAUUCAAUCAGCAACAGUCAUAUGAGGGCAAUGCGAGCCAAGAGGCGGAAAAUGAGGAGGGGCCGCCACGUAAGCGGGCGCGCGUUGUCCAGACGGAUUGGCGUGGCAAGUCGAACUUUGGUCCCAGGGCGGAUUCUCUUCGGAUCACCGCGAGCACUGCAGCAUCUAUCCGCGUCCACAAACCGGCAGCGAAUGGCUCAGCUGCGGCAGGCUCAAAUUCAUUGGAGCCACCCCCAAGAGCCCCUACACCUGUUCCGCAAGAGCGCCCACAACCGAGAGGCCGUCCAUCUGUUAGCGGCAGUUCCCUUCGUCACCAGGCAUCAAAUGAGAGUGUAGGAACAUAUGUUUCUCCUUACGCCCAACGUCCACUCUACUCGGAGUCGGUGGCCGCCUCGGAAGAUGAACAGAUGGCAGACGCUGAGGACUCACCCGCCGAUUUCCCCUCGUCCCCACCUGUUUACACUCAGAACAAUGAGUCGCCUAUGGCUGCUUCCAGCCCUGGCCUGCCUACUCUGCCAUUCCAGGAUGACUCGGGCUUCAUGAGUGGGUCGAUGACCGGACACGACGACUACCUCGAUCUCAUCACCGCUAACAAAACUGGACCAGUAGGGCAGCUUGCCAAUCCCCCACCUCCGCCUCCCCCUUCAGACCAAAUCUGGCAGAUGGAAGUUCCUGGUCCCGCCGAGCUGCUGCCUAGGACUGUUAAACCACCGCCACUUCAUUACAAGCACCAGCGCCGGGCUGAAGAAGCAGCUAACAACAAUAAUUCUGAUGCCGAGGCAAGGUCAUCGCCAAAGCCUGAAACGCGCGGAAGAAAACGAAAUUCGACGAAACCACCGCCCCCACAGGCAACUCAGCAUAGACUUGCACCAAUGGCCGCGCCCUCACCACAACCGAUUCCUCAAUCAACUCCUCAGCCCACGCAAGCGUCGCCGCCUGCCCCUGUUUAUCCGCCUCAAUUGCAUCAGUCGCAGUCACUUCCCGCUACUAGUCCACCUCUCAUGCCAAAUGUCGUGGCGACUACUGAAAUCUGCGGUCCCGCUGCGUCAAUAGCUACGAAGGCUCCAAAGAAGGUCGCUCCCCCCAAGACAAAAAGGUUUUCGCGUUCGAACACUUGGUCAGCGACUACACCACAGGAGACUCAAUCGGAGGAACCACCUGGGCCUGCGCCUGAAUCUCGAUCAGCUUCACCCAGGCCUCGGAGUGGUGCUGGUGCUAAGCGCAAAAAGCUUAUCGAGGAGAGGCUUUUGGAGAGUAUUGAAGAAGGCAAGAUGCCAGACUUCUGUGCGUGCUGUGGGCAGAUCCAAACACCGACCUGGCGCAAAGCUUUCGUCAAAACGGUCGAAGGGGUUCCUGAAAACAUUCCUGUCUCUCUUGACGAGCCAGGAGCGAUCAUCGGUCAUGAGGUUGUUGAGCCACGACCGGAUGAGACCGAUUUUGUGCCAAAAUACAGGCUCUUCAAGAAGUCGUUGACAAAUGAGGACAAGGUCAACAAAGAAUAUGCUACUAUGCUUCUGUGCAACCCCUGCGGUUUGUAUUUUGCUAAGGCAGGCAAGAUGCGGCCCCGCGAGAAGUGGGAGCCCAAAACGAAGCAAGAGCCAAAAAAGCGUGGGAGGCCGAGGAGAAGAAAGACUGUUGACACUCAAACCGCUCCGACUUCUGACGUUACAAUGGAACCGCCUUCAGCCACUUUCGCGGACGCCAUGUCUUCGGCUCUUUACACCGACCAAGCUCUUCCUAGCGAUGCGAUGGAAUGCGCAGUUCAAGAAGAAGUGCAACAAUCCCAGGCCUCGCAACAGCAGAACGCUCCAGAAACCAAUCUCCAAAGAGAAGACCAGAACUCAAACGUGUCCCAGAAAUGGGAUAACGGAGGUGCGAAUGCAUCACUGAUGCGCUCAAUUAGGUCGAGCCCGGCUAAGUUGCUGGGAUCUCAGGAGAGUCCGAUCAACCUGGAUGAAGAUGUCAUUUCCCCAAAGCCGACUAGGAGGCUUCUCUUCCCAUCUCCUCGGAGAGAGGGUCAAGUCAAGUCGCUUGAGGAUGGCUCAAAAGAUUAUCCCACCACGAGUAAACAGUCUGCUCCGUCCGUUCAAGACCCAGCAUCGGCUGAGAAUGCCGAAAACACCGAAAAUAAAGAGAAUGUGCCACCUCCAGUCGAUGAAGAGGAUGAUGGCUUGGGUUGUUUGUUUGGCGACGACGAAACAAUCGAAAACAUUGCUACUCACGAAACCCCCAAGAGCGGCAAGAGUGCUCGAUUCGCCGACUUGUUGAAGACGCCUAUCUCGAAAUCAAAACGCGCCGCUCUUACACCUAAGGAUGGAAACCAGAAUGCCGCUGAUCCUUUCGGUCUAAACCUGGUAUCCCCGAAGAAUCCCAUGACCCCCUUAACGGCAUCCCUCAACGCCAUGUUCGGGACAAACAAGACACCUAAGUCGGCCGGUGCCAUCAGCAGAGAAUGGUUUAGUUCUCCCGGCGCUUCCAAACUGUUGGAUUUUAGCGACUUCGAUUUCGGCAUGGAUUCGGAAGGUAUGCAAUUUUCUAGCUCUCCCGCAGGCAUGCGUGAUGCGUUCAAUUUCAAUCUUUACGAAGAUCCAAUGGCGGGAUCUUCGGGCUUCUGGGACACAACAUCUCUCUUCAAUGGCAGCGAUCCGGUGCAAGGAAACAAUGCGAAGUCGGACUCCGGAAAUGAAAACGAAACCCCGAAGGAUGGUGAUGCAGCCGUGGAGCUUGCGGGGAUUAUUGACGAGGUCACCAAGGGCGGUGCUCACGGUACACAGGGAACGACGAGGUCCGAAGCAGAGACAGAGACCGAAGAGGUCUCUCUUAUCAACAUGCCUAGCGUUAGCGCAGCAUAAUCGUUACGAGCAGAAUGGCGUUUGCGGGAUCCGGGCAACGGACAGGGACAGGGACAGGGAUACAAACAGCGAUUGAUUUUGUUUUGGGUUAUAUGAGUCCGUUAAGCAUAGCGUGGCGCACUUGGGUAAACGAAGGAUGGAUGUUACGCGUUGAAUAGGGCCAUGGCAAAGGCAUAGCAUAGCACGAUCGUUAGUAGUAGUAGUAUUAGUUAGGCAGGGCUGUUUGCCUUGCGAAAUGAGAUAUGUUGAAC
Aplosporella prunicola CBS 121167 is the source of this 4109-nucleotide messenger RNA. RefSeq lists its product as uncharacterized. The transcript has 3 exons. The coding region runs from base 1 to 3858 and encodes 1285 amino acids. Gene Ontology annotation, molecular function: zinc ion binding. The record is from RefSeq and is a predicted model, not a curated record. Gene Ontology annotation, biological process: rDNA heterochromatin formation; regulation of transcription by RNA polymerase II; silent mating-type cassette heterochromatin formation. Lineage: Eukaryota; Fungi; Ascomycota; Dothideomycetes; Botryosphaeriales; Aplosporellaceae.